Mesorhabditis belari is the source of this 435-nucleotide messenger RNA. The record is from the annotation of a GenBank genome assembly. Lineage: Eukaryota; Metazoa; Nematoda; Chromadorea; Rhabditida; Rhabditidae.
AUGAACUUCUCUACGAUUUUUCUUCUAUUACUAACUAUUGUUCUUGGGAAAGCGUUUAAAUUGGAUAAGAAAAAGCUGGCCGGAUCGGCUUCGAAAAAAGCACUCAAAACAGUGAUUGAGAACAGUCUUCCAGAAUUAAAUGCACCAGAAAAGCCACACCUCUUCUCAUGCGAUCCCCUAGAAAACUACGACAAAUCGGUGUGGCAUUGUGGAAAUGGUUUCUUCUCUCAUCACUCUUCUCGCAUCGUUGCCAUGCUCACUUUUGACAAAAAAAGUAUCAACUAUUGCUGUGCCGAAUUCAGCUAUUAUAUUGAUUGUGGAGCUGAGAAGAAAGAAAUCCAUUGGACUUUUCAACAAUGUCUACAGAAACGCGGCAAUUUCAUCACUCGAAACCUCAUCGGACCGUUGAUCAGCAAUUUAGCGAUGGUUUUUGGA